Molecule: messenger RNA, 2418 nt
Organism: Gekko japonicus
Lineage: Eukaryota; Metazoa; Chordata; Lepidosauria; Squamata; Gekkonidae
Gene: KCNK3
Product: potassium channel, two pore domain subfamily K, member 3
Exons: 2
Coding region: 20-1210 (396 amino acids)
Biological process (GO): stabilization of membrane potential; potassium ion transmembrane transport
Cellular component (GO): membrane
Molecular function (GO): potassium ion leak channel activity; open rectifier potassium channel activity
Source: RefSeq, a predicted model, not a curated record
CUCCACGCCCGGCGGGACCAUGAAGCGGCAAAACGUGCGGACUUUGGCCCUGAUCAUCUGCACCUUCACCUACCUGCUGGUGGGCGCCGCCGUCUUCGACGCCCUGGAGUCCGAGGAGGAGACGGCCGAGCGGAAGAAGCUGGAGCAGAAGCAGACCGAGCUGAAGAGCAAGUACAACCUCUCCGAGGAUAACUACUACGAACUCGAAGGGGUGGUCCUCCAGCUCAAGCCCCACAAGGCCGGCGUCCAGUGGAAGUUCGCUGGCUCCUUCUACUUCGCCAUCACCGUCAUCACCACCAUAGGGUACGGCCAUGCAGCCCCCAGUACCGAUGGUGGGAAAGUCUUCUGUAUGUUCUAUGCCCUGCUGGGAAUCCCCCUUACCCUGGUAAUGUUCCAGAGCUUGGGUGAGAGGAUCAACACUUUUGUGAGAUACCUCCUCCACCGUAUCAAGAAGUGCCUUGGCAUGAGGCGGCCAGAAGUGUCCAUGGCCAACAUGGUCACCAUUGGGUUCUUCUCCUGCAUCAGCACCCUUUGCAUUGGAGCGGCGGCAUUCUCCUACUACGAGCGAUGGACCUUCUUCCAGGCCUACUAUUAUUGCUUUAUCACCCUCACCACCAUCGGCUUUGGGGACUACGUGGCCCUUCAGAAGGAGCAUGCCCUCCAGACCAAGCCCCAGUAUGUGGCCUUCAGCUUUAUUUACAUCUUAACUGGGCUGACCGUCAUUGGGGCCUUCCUCAACCUGGUGGUGCUCCGCUUCAUGACUAUGAAUGCCGAGGACGAGAAGCGGGACGCUGAGCACCGGGCCUUGCUCAACCGCAACGGGCAAGCUAGCAGCGUCCACACCACGGACACCACGGCUUCCUCGACCACUGCCGCACACGGGGGUGGCAUGGGAGGGGGGAGCGGCAGUGGCCGAGGGGGGUUCCGGAAUGUCUACGCCGAGGUCCUCCACUUCCAGUCCAUGUGCUCCUGCCUCUGGUACAAGAGCCGGGAGAAGCUCCAGUACUCCAUCCCAAUGAUCAUCCCCAGAGACCUCUCCACCUCAGACACCUGCAUGGAACAGAGCCAUUCCUCGCCUGGCCACUACCCCGAGACGCCGUCCAACAGAUGCUUCUGCAACACCCAGCGUUCGGCCAUAAGCUCUGUUUCCACAGGACUUCAUAGCCUGUCGGCUUUCCAAGGACUUAUGAAGCGCCGUAGCUCUGUGUGAAGUCGAGGAACUAUUUAAAGACAAUCCUUAACUACAGAGCAAGGAAGGGAACUAGUGGAGACCGAUUUUUUAAAAAGACAGGCAGAGGGGAAAGGUGACAACCAAACCUAGACUUUAUAUCGAUGCUAUCAACACGGGGGAAGAAAAAGCAUGCGUCUUGGGUGUGUACCAUGAAAGGAAGUGCAUAGACGGAUGGACAAAGCAAUGGGUUGGCCAUCCUGGGUGACACGGUGGAGAACUGAGCUGCCCAGGUCUCAACAGAGGGAGCUAUGGGUGGGUUCAGUAGUGUCCCCGUGUGGAUCAGGAUGGGUGGGAGAAACGGCGGUUACCCCUCCGUGGGGGCACACCAUGUGCGCCUGUUCUCCCCUGGAAGGGAGCUUUUUUCACACUGUUGAGGUUGGUUCAAGUUCUAAACUUUCUUUCUGCAGCAACUCCACAAAAAUGUGAAACUUGAAAAUAAAUUUUUGCACCCUCAUGGGAGCACUGGAUUGGGGGGGGGGGAGUGGCUCUCAUGAGCUGAGUGUUUGCAUCUAGACGUAUACCUCUGAGGACUGACAGAAGGAUGUAGCAGUUCUUCCCACCCCAGUCCAGUAAAAAUGCAUGUGUGUGUCUUGGGGGGGGGAGGGGGUUAUUAACACAGCACUUUCCUGUUCCAUUCUCUUGGUCCCCAUCUGUUUAAGCAGCAAAGUACCCUCUCUCUUGACCCUCACUGGUGUGUAACUGGGUUUCCCCCGUGUGCAUCUUUCAGAGGGUGAGGAAUCUGUUCCUGGGAACAGAAAGUGCGCAAAUAGCAUCAGGUAGGAACGGCCCACGUGUCUAUAAAUGCUGGUGAUUUACUGUAAGGAGCUGAGAUGCCGCUUAGCAAAAGUUGCAUUGUGAUGACUGUGUUCUCUUCACAUACGACACUGCUGUUCUGUAUCUUUCACUCAGGAAUAGGAUCUGGGGUACCAAAGUGUACAAAGCAGCCCUGAUGGUGUAUGUGCUUUUCUGAGGGUAUCUGUAUUGCUACACGUGUAUGGGCCCAUCCUUGCCCCUUUUGUGCAGGCAGGUCCAUUGCCAAAAGUUUCAUGCUGGAGGACAUCACCCCUCGAACACUCCCCAAGCCUAGUGAAUGGGUCUCAAGGUUAUCCCCCUCCCUCCCUCUCUUGGUCCCUCUCUCCUCCUCUGUGCCAUCUGCAGAGGUUCAAAACGGGGGUGCCCUCCCUUCU